Molecule: messenger RNA, 1023 nt
Organism: Osmerus eperlanus (European smelt)
Lineage: Eukaryota; Metazoa; Chordata; Actinopteri; Osmeriformes; Osmeridae
Gene: vstm2lb
Product: V-set and transmembrane domain containing 2 like
Exons: 4
Coding region: 205-852 (215 amino acids)
Cellular component (GO): membrane
Source: RefSeq, a predicted model, not a curated record
UGCCUGCUUGUCGACACUGUAGGAAACCAGUGGCGCUUUCGAUAUCGAGCAGCCUGCUGCACCUUUUGCGUGAAAGCGCACUUUUUGUCCUAGAGCUAUUUCGUGCAUCAGGGAGAAUAGACAACCUGGACUGGUGUGGAUAUUGGUUAAUUACCUCCGCCUAAUGUGAAUUUUCAUAGACCACUUGAAACACGAACAAAAGCAAUGGGAGCAUUUGGUGUGAUCAUAGGGAUUUUACAUUAUAUGGGACUCUAUCUUCAACUUAGCACCGCUUUCAAACCGAUUGAACAUGACGAAGUGGACAAUCAGAUAUCUGGAAACGCUCUCUUCACAGAGGUCCCGCAUGACAUUACGACACAGAGUGGACAGGAUGUGGAGAUGGCCUGUUCAUUUCGAGGCGCCGGCUCUCCCUCCUACUCCCUAGAGAUCCAGUGGUGGUACAUCAGGAACCAUCGAGAUUGGCCCCAGAAGCCUGCCUGGACCACCAAUCAGGUGGUGCCCAUGGAAGAAUUGUCAAAGGAUGCUACUAAAAUAAGUGUGGUGAAGGUGGCAGGGAGCAACAUCUCCCAUAAGCUUCGUCUCUCCAGCGUCAAGCCGUCAGACGAGGGGACGUACGAAUGUCGCGUUAUCGACUUCAGCAGCUCUGUGGCACAGCACCACCGGGUCCGGGCCUACCUCCAGGUGGAGGCCGAACGAAGCCAGGGUCACGGGUCGGCGGACACCCAGGCUCAGGAGCACCGGCACAAGGGACAAGGGAGCCCGGUACACCCCCACCAAACAGAGGCUCGGGAACUGAAGAGGCGAUCGGCCGAUGACAGCAACACUGACUGCACUGAGAGCUGUGUUCUUUAGAGAGCUGUGGGUGCUUUAACACAGUUUUGUAGGGGAGAUGAAGAGUGCAUGUUCCCGAUAAUCUUAAGAAGGAUGGUUAUUCUAAACAUCUGGAGAGGCCAGGAUGAGAAAAAAAAAAUACACCUGAACCCUUUUUCCUCCAGUUCAGUGCUUAUUUAUUAAUACGUUUGU